Molecule: messenger RNA, 3161 nt
Organism: Osmerus eperlanus (European smelt)
Lineage: Eukaryota; Metazoa; Chordata; Actinopteri; Osmeriformes; Osmeridae
Gene: pkd2l1
Product: polycystic kidney disease 2-like 1
Exons: 15
Coding region: 1-2433 (810 amino acids)
Biological process (GO): detection of mechanical stimulus; potassium ion transmembrane transport
Cellular component (GO): membrane
Molecular function (GO): calcium-activated potassium channel activity; calcium ion binding; calcium channel activity
Source: RefSeq, a predicted model, not a curated record
AUGAAGCGACUAAAUAACCGGGCAGAGAGCCACCUGAGUGGCCAGGUGGAGUGUGAACUGGAUAGUCUAGGGAAAGGUUCCUGGGUAAACCAGGGCUACUGUGGCUCUCCUCCACCCCUGCCUCGUGUCAUCAGCACUGUCUACAAUCCUCAACCCCACUUCCAGGGCUCCUUCAACAGCAUGAGCAAGCUGAACACCCCAGACUCUUUCCCAGUCAAGCCUGAUCCGCUGGACUUGGGGGUGGAUAAGACAAGGCCUGGCUGCUGUUCUUUCUUCAAAGGAUUGUGGGGUACAGCUCUGACUGAGAACACUUCAGGCAACAGAGAGCUGUUUAUUAGGACAACCCUAAGGGAGUUACUGGUCUAUGUGGUUUUUCUUGUGGAUAUGUGUCUCUUGACAUAUGGUAUGACCAGCUCCGGUACCUACUACUAUACUAAAGUCAUGACAGGCCUGUUUGUGAAUACACCCAGCGACAGCGGGGUUCAGUUUCAAUCCAUUAGCAGCAUGGCUGACUUUUGGACUUAUGCCCAGGGCCCUUUACUGGAUGGACUCUACUGGACCAAGUGGUACAACAACCAGUCACUAGAUAAUGGAAACCAGUCCUUUAUCUACUAUGAGAACCUGUUGCUAGGGGUGCCCAGGAUGAGACAAAUCAAGGUAAAGAACAACUCCUGCAAAGUCCACAGUGACUUCCAGAACGAAAUCACAGGAUGCUUUGAUGUCUACAAUGAGAAGAAAGAGGACAAACUGGACUUUGGCCUGAUUAAUGGCACAGCCUGGCAGUAUCACACAGAAAAAGAGAUUAAGGGAUCGGCUCACUGGGGGCUGCUGACCACCUACAGUGGGGCGGGCUACCACCAGGACCUUGGCAGAACCAAGGAGGACACGGCUGCAGUCCUGGCAGAGAUGACGAGCAACCUGUGGUUGGACCAUGGGACUCGGGCAGUGUUCAUCGACUUUUCCACAUACAACGCUAAUAUUAACUUGUUCUGUGUCAUCAGGUUAGUGGUUGAAUUUCCAGCCACUGGUGGAGCAAUACCCUCUUAUCAGAUUAGAACGGUCAAACUGAUUCGCUACAUCACCUACUGGGAUUAUUUUAUUAUUGGCUGUGAGAUGGUGUUCUGUUUGUUCAUUCUCUACUAUAUUGUGGAAGAGAUUCUUGAGCUGCGGAUCCACAAGUUUUCCUACUUCAAAAGCAUCUGGAACACUCUUGAUGUGGUUGUCAUCAUGCUAGCAAUCGUUGCUAUCGUCUUCAAUGUUUUUCGCACCCUUAAAGUGGAUAAAUUACUUGGCACACUGUUGCAUAAUCCGGAUAUCUAUGCAGAUUUUGAAUUUUUAGCAUUCUGGCAAACACAAUAUAAUAACAUGAAUGCAAUGAACUUGUUCUUUGCUUGGAUAAAGGUUUUCAAGUACAUCAGUUUCAAUAAGACCAUGACUCAACUGUCCUCUACACUGGGGCGUUGUGCGAAAGACAUCAUGGGCUUUGCUAUCAUGUUCUUCAUUGUGUUCUUUGCCUAUGCUCAGUUGGGUUAUCUGCUCUUUGGAACAGAGGUGGAAUCCUUCAGUACCUUUGUCAAGUGCAUUUUUACCCAGUUCAGGAUCAUUCUUGGAGAUUUCGAUUAUGAUGCAAUUGAGCGAGCCAACAGAGUCCUUGGGCCCAUCUAUUUUGUCACUUAUGUGUUCUUUGUCUUCUUUGUGUUACUUAACAUGUUUCUGGCCAUCAUUAAUGACACCUAUUCUGAGGUAAAGGAAGAGCUGUCAUCCCAAAAAGAUGAGCUGCAAAUUACUGACAUAAUCAAACAGAGUUAUGCAAAGACAUUUAUGAAACUAAAACUGAAAAAGGAGAAGAUAUCAGAUGUACAAAAAGCCUUGAAUUCUGGAUCCAAAGAAAUAGAAUUCAAAGACUUCAGAGAGACUCUUAAAGAGAUGGGACAUGCUGAUCAUGAAAUAUCUGACGCUUUCUCCAAAUUUGACUGUGAUGGAAACAAAAUUCUGGACCAAGAAGAGCAAGAGAAAAUGAAAAGAGAACUAGAAGAUAAAAGGGAUGCUCUCAGUGCUGAGCUUAACAAUCUUGGACGAAACUAUGUUAACGGUUCCCUGAAGAAACCUGACAAUGAGCAGAAAAAAACAGUGGAGCAGGAGGAUUUCCAAAAAUUGGUCAGACAGGUUCUUCAUCUUGAAGGAUUUGUAGCAGCCAUUAUGGGGAAGCUUGACUUGGUCAUGGAGAAACUGGAACUGCAUGGGUGGAAAAAAGGCACAGAAACAAUGAUUAAGAGUGAAAAGACUGCUUCAGAUGGUAAAAUUCACGUACAACUCAACAGCGAAAUACACGCAGAGACAUCACCAUGGAGUGCCACUAUUCCUGUUGGCCAGACCACAUAUGAUGGUCAGAACCUGGUCAAAGGCUGGCCCAAGGCAAACAGCCAUAUGUAGCUUAGUGCCAGAACAACAAUUGUGAGAAGAAAUGCACAACAUAACCAAAAAUACUGAGGAACAAUGUUGGCAUACUAAGGUGAGCAGUUUUAAACUUCAAACCCUUAAACUCUUACAUGUUUAAGGAUGUUAAAGUAACAAAUAUUUACAUAGAAUUUAAAUUCAAGAAUACCAACGACCACUAAUAACAAUACAUAAAAUUCAACAGAAAAACAUUAAUAAAUUCAAGCAAUUAUAUUAGUCCAGAAAGAAAUUGCACAAUACUUGCAUCAUAUACUUGGGCAAUGGGAAUACUAUAAAUUAUGAUGUAUUUAGAAUAAGAUCAAAUCUUUGCAUAUUCAUGUAUUUUAAGUGUCGACAACAUUGUCAAUAAUUUUCUUAACAGAUAGUUUGCAGCACUUAAUAUAAAUUACAUCUGUGUAUUUUAUUUAUGUUGCUAUUGCUAAUCCAUGUGUUGUGCUUUUAAGUAAUUAUUGUCGAUUCAGGCAUUGAUCUCUGUGGUUUAUGUUAGGUCACAUUAAGUACAAUAUUAUGAGUCGUUCAACCAAAAAUCUGACUCAAUAGAGGUGUUUAAUGUACUAGUACAUUAGGUUUUAAUGAGGUCAGGUUUGAGAAAAUAAGAUUAAUUAACAGUUAAGAUCUAAAUUGCUGUUACUAUAUAGUGCUUGGUGAAGCCUAAUUAAGAUACUGUCUUUUGUAGCAUGUGUUGUUAAUAAAAUAAGUCUGAU